CAGCUGAUGCCGAAGAUAUUUUGAAUAUUCUAAUCUGCUGUUUAGAUUUUUGCAAGACAUCUGUUCUUAAGAACUGAUCACAAUGGCACACAAUGAAAGUACUCUUCGCGCGUUUGCUGUAUCUUCCUCAGUAUGAAAUGUAGACGUACCAUUCAUGGCAACUGACAAAGUAUUUACGAUCCGAAAUUUUGAGGGAGAAAGGCGAGUUAUUCCGUUGCCAAUUCAGACAUACUUCUGGCGGCAAACAAGUCGUUUGAGAGAAUAAUUUGUGAAAACCGAGUUCAAGAUCUACAGCCCAGUUUAGCCAGUGCUGUGAAGAGCAUAAACAGAUGGCACCUUAUACAGUCAUCAGUGCCUUACAUCCUUCAGUGCUGCUCCUUGCUUCUUUCAAACAGGGGGCGUCUGGGAAAUAUUGAUAGACUUGGUAACGCAGAACGUGAACUCUUGUUCACACUUCACUGGAUUUUGCUAGAAGGACCUCGUGUUUGCUGUGUUGUGGACACUGAUAGCUUGCUCUAUCCUCUGACCACCAUCGAGCAGUUUGUGCAUGAGCUCACACCUCAUGUGUACCACAUGCGAGAGAGCGACUUGACAUUUAGACUAGAAAAUGGAGUGGCCAUUUGGGGACCCCUUUGGAAACACGAGAAGCCAUUGAUAACGCCAUUUACAUGUGAAGUUAUAUCAAAAGAUGCUCACGCUGAAAAUGACGAAAAAGGAAGUCAGUCCAGUUCUACAGAUCAGAGCACAUCAGCUGACUCAAAUUCAGAGUUUUCACCAGCCACCUUUUUCGAUGUUGCUGUUUUGAAGUGUUUGUUGUCAACUGGCUGGGAUGAAAAUGGUGUCGUUUGGGCACUGCGUUAUCUCACUGCUUACCUCAAGAGAGAAUUCAACCUUUGUGAUCAAGCAACAAGCAGCGGGGCAUCAGGAGAGAUCAGAAGUGAAAUUUCUGCUCAGGGGCCCACAGUUUUAACAGUAAAUCCGGGCAUCAGUGGGGAAGGAAGUUUAGUCCAAGGUAAAAACAGUGUAAAACCAGAUGGAGCAGAAGUGGAGAAGAUCAACAAAGAAGGUAAUGCACAAAGUGGAAGAUUGGGCAGCCAAAGUGCAGCCAACGCGUCUUCAACUGUCACUAACAGUGUACAACUCACAGUUCCUCAAAGUGUAACAACCGAGCCUAGUGGAGAAUCACAGUCGGAUAACCAGAGCACUUUAAAGAUUCCAGAUGGUUCUGAUGAAGAAAGAUCAGCAGCCCAAGGAAUAGAGCGCACAGGCUCCAUAAGGUUGAGAAUAAGGGUGCAAUCAUCCCCAGGGGGCGCAGCAGGGGGACGAGUGUUGACAGCCGUACCCUCACCGACUGGAGGCAUGACCCAGCAAGAGGAGAAGACCAUAGCCAAUGACGAUUCUCAAGAUGUCUGCGAGACUAGGAAAUUUCAGAGUACCAAAGUUUACAUUAAGCCAUCAAAUGCCCUUCAAGUGCCCUUGGUUGGUACUGGAGAUACCAGUAUGCAACACGGUGGUGAUCCGUUAGAAGCCAGUUCCGAGGCAAGGGAUCUUCAAAGUGGACGUCUGAAUGAUGUUCUUACCAGUGUUUCUUCAGUUAAUUCUACUAAAGAAAUGAUUUUACAAACUGACCGUGUAGAGUCCUGCUAUAGCACCUCUCCAAACUAUGAUGGACAAGCUCAACCGGAUCCUUCUCUGAUGUAUACAAGAAGUAAGGAAUCGAGUAAUCAUGUAGCUUUUGAGAGCAUGGUUUCGUAUGAAAAUGAAGUCCAGGAAUUCCAGGGUGGACUGGUGCAAACCGGUGACGUAGCAAAAACAGACCAACUAAAGGAUGAAGCAAUUUUGAAGCGUCUCUCAGAGCAUACAAAUUCAAGUCACGCAAGCAGCAGCUCGGUUGAGAGCGAGGUCCAGCCGCUUCUUAAACCUCCCAGUAUUGCAACAACAAACAGAAAAGCCCUGGCACUCCUAGGUCUGUGUGAAAAUCCAAGAACAUUUGUCAACCGCGACUCGCUCACAAAAAUCGACCGGUACUUUGUGUUUCCAGGUGCAGCUGAUUACAUCACUAUUGACGGCCGACUGAGUUCCCUAAUGAUCUUACAAGCUCUGUAUAACAUCACGCGCGAGAAUCCUUCCGCAUUAAUCAGUGACAUGACUCUCACCAUUCUGCAGCAGUUGGUUACGAUUCAUCAAAACAAGAAGUCCAAGAAACGAGGCAGUUCUAUCGAGGUCGAUGAUCGUACUGUUGCUGAAACACAGGCUGUGGGAUUCCGAAGCCCUCAUUCCGACAAUAUCCUUGGUAGACUGCGCGCUAGCUUCUACGGAAGGCCUCCAAGUUUCCUCAGUCUAGCAAUGGGAUGUCUAGUCAGUGUCGUCAAAGCCUUAGGAUGUCCUUUGGGAUGCGGAGAUGGCUGCCGAGGGAACUCUGGUGAUCGACUUCGAAACACAACAAACAAGCUCCUGACUCAACUCCUUCGCAGUGAAGAAGCUGCAUUCAAAUUGUGGCUCCAGCAAUAUGCGAGAUUAGAACCUCACGAAGACUUGGUGGACUUCUUUCAUGCCCUGUUGGGCUUCUGCGAGGAAGACCAAGAACAUUCUGAUGAUGAGAUGAUGCCUGUCGCAAACUCUGACAAACCGAUGAGAAAGAAAAGUCUUUUUUCUAUGCCAGAAGGCGUCAAUGGUGUCAUUAUUGGCAGCAUUUUUAAGAUCCUGCUCACCAGAGUGGCUGAGAUGAACUUCCUUGAACUAAAAAAUUUGACUUUUUAUGGCGAACUCCGGCAGCUUCUGAGGUUUGUAAAAGAAUCGUAUGGAAACAUAUUCUGGAAAGUUGCCUUAAGUGGACUUCGGGACUCGGCCUACAAAGAAUCGAAAGAUCAGCCAGAUGCAAGCAAAACUCCUGCGCAAGAUUCGUCCACUAAAAAAGUGUCGACUGUCAGGAAAACAUCAGUGGCUAGGAUGAAAGUUGAAAGAACUGCUACGUACAAAACUAAGCGCACUCUUUUACAGAAGCUUGUUCGGAUCACAUCAGAGAGCGCUGAUAGCAGUGGCAGCCUAACACGAAGUCUGAAGUUUUCGUCUGCUGUGGAAUCCAGUCCUUCGGAGACAGCGUUGUCUCCGAGAAGUAAAAGAAAGAUAUUCAUCCGGAAGAGGCAAAAAGCUAUGGGCACUCAAUAUUACAGUGAUGAAGACUUGCUGGACACACCAGACACUCCAUCAGAACAGCGGCCAAGCUUAAAACGCAAGCUCCUCAAGUCAAAGACUCCUAGUAGAAAGAAAUUAGAUGAUAUCUUCCCAAUAACGAAGAAAGGAGACACGACGCCAUCCACGUUGAGUGAACCUACUCUGCCCAUUGAUAUAGUUGUUCAUGAGUUUGAAACUAAACCUGUCGAUGUGGAAGCACUAAGGUCUGGUAUGGUCAGGUUUCGAUUUCUCCUUCAUGGUGGUCAGCCGGGUUCCAUACCAGAUCCAAAGAUUUUGGCUUCCAUGCUGGACUUGGAAGCACCAGCUGUGGCUAGAGCAUGUCUCUUGUUGGAGUGUUGCGUCCUUGUUCAUAGAUGCAACCAAGGCGAAUGGCCGCAGUGGUUACGAGGCAGUCUUCCAUCUCUUGCUCAUCGUCGAGGUGGAGUCUCAUCAACUUCUGCCACACCAUUCAUGUUCGCUCAGCGCCGUAACCUCGUUGCCAUGCACGAAGCUGGUGUCCUGUUCCGUGAAUGGGGUGUUGCUUUGGGCAAGAAACUGGAGCAGGUGUUGGCAAAAAAGAGGAGACAUUUGCUGCCGUCCAUCGACGAAGAGGGUGGGAAGACUGUCCUUACAGACAUGGAUGAAAUGGAGGAAGACUUCCUGGACGAAGCCACUUUGAAUGAUUCAGUGAAAGUGUGUCCUUACCCUCUGUUGAUGAUCGCCUGCCAGCUCCUGCUGGAAAUCACCGCCUUCUUACGGGAAAGCCAUGGUCUUUACUCGGUCAGCAAACCUGCAGGUAGACCCUUACAUCGUUAUAAUAUUCAAAGGAGACGCCAGAGUGUGACAAGUCAUCGACGGUCUAUGGCAUUUUCUCCCGAAAUGCAUCAGCGUCGUUUGAGUAGUAUCAUUGGUGGAGGAGGAGAACGAAUACGGCGAGCCAGUGCUUGGAGUCAGUCUUCUUUACAGACUGAUUUCCCAUCCAGUCCAAGUCGAACCUUGCAAGAACCACCCAUGAUUACAGUCUCAGGGACUGAUACGAACGCUAACAACCCAGACACAGAUCAAGAAGGAAAGAAAGAAAGACGCGAUAGUGUAGACCGAACGCGGAAUCGCCACAGUUUGUACUUCCCACGGGUCAGUAUUCAGAACUCACCUAAGACAGCGAAGCGGAUAGCCAAGCGUGGUGGGAUCGGAGGGGAGGGUGAGUCGGUGAGGUUCAGAUCAAAAUCCACCAAGUGUGACGCUAAGCAUCUCAGUGUGGACGCGACGAUGCUUGACGACGAUGACGAGUCGGACGAUGAAGAUCUAACUCUGAAUUUACCCUGGUUAAAUGCCGUGAUUCAGCUGAACAGCUCAACCGCGUUCCUGUGUGAUCACCAAGGAGUUUGUCCUGUUAAUUGUCACCAGCGGCAAAGCCGAAGCUGCACACGGAUGGUGAAAUCGCUGAAGGCAGUUUACAGCACUUUGAACAAGAACGACAAAGCUUCCGACAAGCAGCCAGGCAGAGCGCAUGGCAUUCAUGGCAGUCCGCUGAUCAGUGCACCGCAAGUUGGUUCUGUGGAACAGGCAACAAAGAAGGAUAAGGAGGACACAGAAAUGAUACAAUAUAUAUCAUCAAGCCUCGCAAGUUUGACUCAUUGUCCAUUCUCAGUAAUUGCCAAGGCGGGUACAGUCAUCGAAAAAAGCCACCUGAUGGAUACCUUGCCUGUAGUCUGGGAACUGUUGCUUGAUGAAGAUCAACAACUGGUAUCCUCUGCUGCUUCAGUCUUUCUUUUGACUGGAAUACGUCUGCGGGACACGGUGGAGCAGAUGUUACACAAAGAACUGACUUGCACUGAUGCCAAUGAAAGAGUCAAGUCUCUCCAGAGAUUUGAGGUUUUGUGGCAAUCCAGGUAUCAUGCUUGGCCUAGACUUGAGGAAGGAGCAAGACUAAUUCUAAAGGUUCCGCCACCUAAAGUCGACUUCACCCUCCCCUCCCCUGCCGUUGGUAUGCCUUCAAGUCACCCCCCUGACUGCCCUUGGGAUGCAACUCUAAUCCUGGAAGAGCAGCAGGACAAAAAGAACCGAGAUAAGAGAAAGAUCCGCGACAAUAGCAACGCUUUGAAGAAGCAACAAGAGCGAUCUGAGUUCUUAUUGCGAGCUAUUCCGGUGUCAAUGGAGACAACAGUUGGUGUAAAUGUUGCAGAGGAUGAAAAAGAGAAGGAUUCUCGCAUGGACGUUUGGCAUUACCACUUGGAAGGGACAGGAAACUCACAAGAUGUGACGGGAGAAGAUGAAGGUGAAAGUCAACAAGUAGAAGCUGAGUUAUGGCCGCAAGCUGUGUCAUCAGCCAUUCCUGACAUCAUCAAAAUGAUGGAUGACGUACUAGUGGAUAGUGACAAAAUAGCUGUGAUGGAAGUCGCCCGUCGUCUGGUCUGGAGGUGCUUAGUGGAUGAUCCAGUUCUUUUCUUUAGAAUUAUUUUGGAACAAGUGACUAAGAGGGACAAACAGGAGGAACACAUCUCUCUUCUAAGGAAGCUGCUUCUUUACAUCACAGAGCUGCCACAAGCAUCGUCUAGAUUUCUUAUAAACAAUCUGAUCGGUGUUGCCAUGUAUUAUGCUAGAACUAACAAGCCUGGUUCCCAGGACUCGCUUGCCUUGGUGUUGUCGCUGCUCUGGCAGGCCGUGCCAAGCGUGCGGGGAUUUUUGUUCAAAGAUCUCAAGCAGUGUCUACGGAAAGAACAUUGCGAUAAUGCCUUACGUAUCAGCUCGAACGUUCCUGGCGCUAAGAAACUUUGCGUGAUUCUUCCCGAUCAAGACAACGAUGAAGAGGAGAAAGACCAGGAGAAAACCAAAGAAACAGUUCCCGUUCAUGAUGAAAUGACAUUUGGCAAGGUCCUAGAAGCGUUUAAGUCACGGUACCAAGACUCUGGCAGUGAAGGGAAAGAGUUGUAUCUCAUUGACAAGAAAUCAGAUCAGAUACUCGAGGAGAGAGACCAUGUACGAGAUGUGUACACUCACCGCAAGGGAUUUCCAAGUCCCAUGUUGAUGUUGGACUUUUUAGAUCAAGAAUUGGCGUUUAACAAAAGACAAUCACAGGCGUUUACAAACAAGAUCGCUGAGAUUGGACGAGUCCUUCUGUCGUCAUCCAUACUUAACGCGUUACCCAAUCAGAAACACAUCUCUUUUCUUCACGGAGAGUUUAGUCGUCAAAUUUCAUUUCCACGAAAAGCUCUUGAUUGUGAUUUUUCUCUUUAUGCUGGUGGCACCAAGGGAUCAUUUGCGAUGAAGCAGUUCUACAUUUUGCACCAAAAGCCGUGUCUGCUACAGCUCUUUGCCAGUGUAGCACCGAUACUUCUUGUAGAGACGAGGUCCGAUGCAAAUGAGGAUGAAGCAGAUGAUGAAGAUCUUUCUGGCAAAAUCCCUCCCAAAUGCCUGUUUAAUCUGCUGACAUCAUUAGACAAACCGUCACCUGACAGUCUUGAGGUGUUAGACCUGGUGCGAGCCGAGAAGCCGCUGAAACCAAUGGAUUCAUGUUACGAAUCGUCAAAUGACCCUCCUGGUGUUAGUCAAAUUGACACCGCAGUCCGCCUGUGCGUUACCGUCGUGAAUUUCGCGCCGGAAUCAAAGAGAGCUGUACAAAUGGUGGUGGUACUGUCUGCCAUUUUGCCACACUACCUAAAUUACCUCAGAACAGAUAGCAGUGCUCCUGAUAGUGAAGAAAAACUGAAAGCAGAGCUGACGGGGCUCACCUCUCUUGUCACCUCCAUAAACGUUUUGAUUAAGAGUUCAGAAGUACUGACAAGGUCGUUCGUGCACUUUCAGAGCUACAAGGCAUUUUCAGAUAAGUCUGGUAUCUUUCCUGAUCUGGCUUCCACUACGUCACUGAUGUUAGGUCGAGGAAGCAUCAGCAGCACAGAGGCACCAAGCGCAGCUGACGAAGGGGAGCUAGGGAAGCGUCCGUUCCUGGAGAGACUGCGGGCUCAGGAAGAGAAAGAUGAGGUAAUGCAGGCAUUAGAGGAGUACCGGAAGCCAAGAGAUGCGCUGUUGAUACUUGUGUCAGACUUCAUCCGAAUUUGUGCGCCACGACUUGAGGAGCUGGAGACGGCUUCACUUCCACCAAGAUACACUGUCCCAGAGUUACUUCAAAGCAUCAGUAUCAAUACCCUCGCACAGAUUGUCUACUCUUUGUUGAAGCUGGCAGUUUACGACCACGUGACCCUGUCUUGUCUUGGAGUGAAACGGUACAUGACAGAUGCCUUACCGCUUUUGAAAGGUUCUCCAGAAGCCCUGGAAGCUUCGAUGUUACUCAUUCUUAAGAGAGUCGACAAAAUGUUCGAGAAGCUAGUCAACAAGCCUGACCUGAUGAGGUGCAUCGACUGGAAAUCUCUGGAGGUUUAUCUUAAAG
Pocillopora damicornis (cauliflower coral) is the source of this 7561-nucleotide messenger RNA. RefSeq names its product protein unc-80 homolog. The record is from RefSeq and is a predicted model, not a curated record. Gene Ontology annotation, biological process: monoatomic cation homeostasis. NCBI's taxonomy places the organism in Eukaryota, Metazoa, Cnidaria, Anthozoa, Scleractinia, Pocilloporidae. Gene Ontology annotation, cellular component: axon; cation channel complex. Gene Ontology annotation, molecular function: monoatomic cation channel activity.